AUGAUGAUGCUGUGGUCCAUAGUGUCUUGGACGCAGGCAUGGAUGACCGGCAGGGCCAGCUUUUAUGUUACCCGUGCCUUAAUCGGGGCGUUUGAGGGUGGUUUCAUCCCUGGUACUAUUCUGUUUGCAACGUACUUCUACAAAACGAAGGAGUUGAGUGUGCGGCUCGCUUUCUUCUGGUCGACAUUGAACGUUGCUCGCAUUAUCUCGUCUCUGCUUGCCGCAGGUAUUUUGGAGAUGCGUGGAGUUCACGGAAAGACAGGCUGGUUCUGGCUUUUCCUGAUUGAGGGUCUCUUGACUUUCCUCAUUGGUCUAGUGAGCAUCCUCUACCUUCCAAGCUCCCCAACCAACACGAAGAGCGUUCUCGUUCCCAGACCAUGGUACACCGAGCGCCAAGAGGUGAUCAUGAUCAACCGCCUGCUCCGCGACGACCCAUCGAAAGGCCUCACCAACAUCCACGAAAGCGCAACCCUCAGUGACGUACUGCGUGCCUGGAGCGACAAGUCCAUGUGGGGUGGGAUCCGUCAUCUCGUCUCGUAA
Messenger RNA from Aspergillus oryzae RIB40, 540 nucleotides. RefSeq names its product putative MFS transporter. Gene Ontology annotation, cellular component: membrane. Gene Ontology annotation, biological process: transmembrane transport. Gene Ontology annotation, molecular function: transmembrane transporter activity. The coding region runs from base 1 to 540 and encodes 179 amino acids. The record is from RefSeq and is a predicted model, not a curated record. NCBI's taxonomy places the organism in Eukaryota, Fungi, Ascomycota, Eurotiomycetes, Eurotiales, Aspergillaceae. The transcript is spliced from 5 exons.